Mesitornis unicolor (brown roatelo) is the source of this 7067-nucleotide messenger RNA. RefSeq names its product heparan sulfate proteoglycan 2 (gene HSPG2). Gene Ontology annotation, cellular component: cell-cell junction. Gene Ontology annotation, biological process: cell-cell adhesion. The record is from RefSeq and is a predicted model, not a curated record. Lineage: Eukaryota; Metazoa; Chordata; Aves; Mesitornithiformes; Mesitornithidae. Gene Ontology annotation, molecular function: cell adhesion molecule binding.
GAUUGCGCCCCCGGUUACACCCGCACCGGUGGAGGGCUCUACCUGGGGCACUGUGAGCUCUGCGAGUGCAACGGGCAUUCGGAGACCUGCCACCCUGAGAGUGGCGCCUGCUCUGGAUGCUUGCACAACACAGCAGGGGAUUUCUGUGACCAAUGCGCCCCAGGUUUCUACGGGGAUGCCACCGCCGGUACCCCCGAGGACUGCCAGCCCUGUGCCUGUCCCCUCCCGGACCCCGAAAACCAGUUCUCCAGGACCUGCGAGAGUCUGGGUGGUGGUGGGUACCGCUGCACCGCCUGUGAGCCAGGCUACGCUGGGCAGUACUGUGAGCGCUGCGCCCCUGGGUACGUGGGUGACCCCACAGUGCGGGGUCAGGCUUGCGUCCCAGCGGGUGUCCAGGUGCCACUGGCCGUCCGUGUCCACCCGCCGCGCACUACGGUGGCCCAGGGCAGUGCCGUCACCCUGCGGUGCCAGGCCACUGGCGACCCCCCAUUCUACUACCACUGGGCCCUCCCUGAGAGUGUCCAGAGCCAGCGACAAGGUGAGGAGCUGCAUUUCGCCAGCAUCCAGCCCUCGGAAGCCGGUGUCUACGUCUGCUCCUGCCGCAACCUCCGGUACACCAAUGCCAGCCGCGCCGAGGUCAUUGUCACCGAGACCCCUGGCAAACCCAUCACCGUCACCGUGGAAGAGAAGCGGGUGCAGCGGGUGAAGCCUGGGGCUGAUGUCACCUUCGUCUGCACCGCCAAGAGCAAGUCGCCCGCCUACACACUGGUGUGGACGCGGCAGAACCACGGGACACUGCCACCCGGCGCCGUGGACUUCAACGGGAUCCUCACCCUGCGCCGCGUGCGGCCUGAGGACGCCGGCGUCUACGUCUGCACCGGCUCCAACAUGUUGGACAUGGACGAGGGCACUGCCACGCUCUACGUCCAGGCCCCCUCAAAAACUCAGAUGUUUUAUGGCCCUGUGGAGUUUAUGGAGGGGCACAGACCAGCUGCCACCGCCGCAGCCCCCACUGCCGCCGUGGAGCCAGCACAGCUGAGUGUGGCACCAGGGCAGCCGGCCGAAUUUCGCUGCGUGGGCACCGGCAGCCCCACACCCACCCUCGAGUGGCUCGGCGCGCUGCCACCACGGGCGGUGGUCCAUGGAGGGACGCUGCGUUUCGGUGCUGUGGAGCCGGCUGAUGAGGGACACUAUGCGUGCCGGGCGCGCAGCAGCGCCGGGCAGCACACAGCAAGGGCCUUCCUCCAUGUGCAAGCCCCUGGUGCUCCCCGGGUGCAGGUGAGCCCAGAGCGGACGGAGGUGCAGGAGGGCUCCACGGUGCGGCUCUACUGCCGCGUCUCGGGAUCACCCCCUGCCACCAUCACCUGGGAGAAGCAGGGAGGCCCCCUACCGCCACAGGCGCGUACCGAGCACGCCGACAUCGCCACGUUGGUCAUCCCUGCCGUGACAGCAGCUGAUGGUGGCGUUUAUCUCUGUUUGGGAGGGCCCUGACCCACUUGUGUCCCCCUGCUAUUCCUCCCCGCAGGGGCGGCGCCACCUGUCCGCAUCGAGUCCUCGUCCCCAGCUGUCACCGAGGGACAGACCCUGGACCUGGACUGUGUGGUGGCUGGCUCUGGUGCCGCCACCGUCACUUGGUACAAGCGUGGUGGCUCCCUGCCCGCUGGCCACCAGGUUUCGGGGUCCCGGCUCCGUGUCCCCCACGUCACGGCAGGCGAAAAAACCAGCGUGGUACCUCCCACCCGGGAGGCGUCCGUCAUUGUUACUGUCGUGGCGGCAUCUGGCUCAUCCUAUGGGUCACCAGCUUCAGGUGUCCCUGUCCGCAUUGAGGCGUCAUCGUCCACCGUGGCUGAGGGACAGAGUCUGGACCUCAACUGCUGGGUGGCCGGGCAGGGACAGGCCACUGUCACCUGGUACAAGCGCGGAGGGGCCCUCCCGGCCAAGCACCAGGUGUCUGGCUCCCGGCUGCGGCUCACUAAGCUGUGUCUCGCAUGGCUGUGCUGGCGGGGCUCUUCUGUGGUCACUGGUGUCACCCUCUUGUCCUCAGCCCCAGCCCCUGGCAGCACGACUCCCCUGCGCAUUGAGUCCCCGUCCUCUGCUGUGGCCGAGGGCCAGACCCUGGACCUCAACUGUGUCAUUGCCAGCCCCACACAAGCCACUGUUACCUGGUACAAGCGUGGGGGGUCCCUGCCCGCCAAGCACCAGGUGUCCGGCUCCCGGCUGCGGCUGCUGCAGGUGACAGCAGCUGACUCGGGCGAGUACGUGUGCCGGGUGACCAGCGGAGCCACCACUAAGGAGACCUCCAUCAUGGUGACCAUCCAGCCCAGUGGGGCCAGUGCUUCCUCCAUUGGUGUCACGCCUCCCCUGCGCAUUGAGUCCUCAUCCUCCUCCGUGGCUGAGGGACAGAGCCUGGACCUCAACUGCGUAGUGGCCGGGCAUGGACAGGCCACCGUCACCUGGUACAAGCGUGGGGGUCCCCUUCCAGCCAAGCACCAGGUGUCGGGUUCCCGCCUGCGCAUCCCCCAGGUGACAGCAGCCGAUUCAGGGGAGUAUGUGUGCCGGGUCACAUCCGGCAGCGUCACCCAUGAGACAUCCCUCAUUGUCACCAUCCAGACCGGUGUCGGCUCCUCUUAUGCUGUUGGCGUCACCCCUCCAGUGAGGAUUGAGACCUCGUCCGCGGCUGUCACCGAGGGACAGACCCUGGACCUCAACUGCAUGGUGGCAGGACAGGGCCACCCCCAUGUCACCUGGUACCGGCGUGGGGGGGCUCUGCCCCCCAACAGCCAGGUGGCAGGGACCCGCCUGCGCCUCGCCCAGGUGGCAGUGGCCGAUUCGGGGGAGUACGUGUGCCGGGUGACCCUGGGGACUGUCACACAGGAGGCGUCCGUCAUCGUCACCGUACCCGCCAGCGCCGGCACCUAUUACUCCCCUGGCGCCUCCCAGCCCCCCCGCAUUGAGUCCUCGUCCUCGGCCAUUGCGGAGGGACAGAUCCUGGACCUCAACUGCGUGGUGGCCGGGUCCGGCCCCACCACAGUGACAUGGUACAAGCGCGGUGGAUCCCUGCCCACCAGCCACCAGGUGUCAGGCACCCGCCUGCGCAUCCCCCAGGUGACAGCAGCCGACUCGGGGGAGUACGUGUGCCGGGUGACAUCAGGGGGUGUCACACAGGAGACGUCCCUCAUUGUCACCAUUGAUGAUGGAGCCAACCCAUCCCACUCUGCUGGCAUCACCCCCCCAAUCCGCAUCGAGUCUUCAGCGUCCACUAUCACCGAGGGACAGACCCUGGACCUGGACUGCGUGGUGGCUGGCCAAGGACAGGCCACCAUCACCUGGUACAAGCGUGGCGGGUCCCUCCCAGCCAAGCACCAAGUUUCGGGGUCCCACCUGCGGCUGUCGCAGCUGUCGGUGGCCGAUUCAGGGGAGUACGUGUGCCGGGCAGACAUGGGCAGCGUCUCCCGUGAGGCCACUGUCACUGUCACUGUCACCUCCCGUGACAGCUCCAGCUACCGUCUGCAGAGCCCCAUCAUCUCCAUCGACCCGCACAGCAUGGCGGUGGCACCAGGUGAGGAUGCCACCUUCAAGUGCCGCAUUCAUGAUGGUGCCCAGCCUGUCAAUGUCACUUGGCGGAUGGGACCUGGCCAACAUUUCCAAGACAAUGUGAAGAUCAGCACCAAUGGCUCCGUCAUCUCCAUCACUGGCGCCCAUGUGGGCAACCAGGGUGCCUACCACUGCGUGGCCGCCAACCGCUUCGGUGUCGCCAGCAGCGUCGUCAACCAUGGGCUGGGGUGUGCCCCCACAGUGUCAGUGAUGCCGCCGGGCCCCGUGACAGUGAGGGAGGGCAAAUCCAUCAGCCUGGAGUGCCUUGGCCGGGGCGAACCGCGGCCGCUGGUGCGCUGGAGCCGGCUGGGCUCCCGGCAGAAGGUGGAGCACCAGACACUGCUGCACAUGGACAGCCAAGCCAUCUUGCAGCUCUCGCCGGCCAAGCUGGAGCACGCCGGGACCUACGUCUGCACGGCACACAGCGCCCUGGGCUCAGCACAAGCCCGGGUGGAUGUCAACGUGGAGACGACGCAGCGGCACCCCGGCGCCCCUGAGGUCACCGUGCCGCCUGCCGUCACUGUGGUGGCUGGGGACAACGCCACGCUGCACUGCACAGCCAGAGGUGAGCCAGCGCCCCGCAUUGAGUGGUCAAAGCUGAGGGCGCCCCUGCCCUGGCAGCACCGGGUGGUGAACGGCAGCUUGGUGAUCCCCCGCGCCGCGCAGCAGGACUCGGGCCAGUACAUCUGCAAUGCCAGCAACCCCGCUGGCUCCGCCGAGGCCUUUGUCACCCUCGAUGUGGAGACACCGCCGUACGCCACCAGCCUGCCAGACGAGUCCACAGUGCGUGCUGGAGACGCGCUGCAGGUGCAGUGCGUGGCCCAUGGCACCCCACCGCUGCUCUAUGCCUGGGACAAGGUCAACGGCAGCUUCUCAGCACGCGUCAUGCACCGCGCUGGCCUCCUCCGCAUCAGCCCGGUGUUGCCUGCCGACGCUGGCACCUACCGCUGCCUUGUCACCAACCGUGUCGGCACCGCUGAGACCUUUGCCCGUGUAGUUGUCCAUGGUGACUCUGGUGAUGGUGGGGACAGCAGUAGUGGUCCCUUGACUGUCCGGGUGACACCGGGGAGCCUUGUCAAGGGGGUAGGCAGCACCGCCGAAUUUGCCUGCGCCAUUUUGGGAGACCCCCGGGCACGUCUGGAGUGGCUGAAGGAUGGCGGGGAGCUGCCCCCCACCCACAGUGUGCGAGAUGGGGUGCUGCGGCUGCCAGAGCUGGCAUGGGGGGCACAGGGGGUCUACGUGUGCCGGGCCAGUGCCCCGGGCGCGCAGGCGGAGGACAGGGCCACCCUCACUGUCCAAGCUCUCCCCAGGGCCCUGAUCAACAUCCGGACGGCGGUGCAGACAGUGCUGGCAGGGACGACGGUAGAGCUGGAGUGUCUGGGCUUGGGUGAACCCCGUCCCCAUGUCACCUGGAGCAAAGUGGGGGGCCGCAUCCGCCCCGGGGUGCUGGUGCGCGCCGGCACUCUCACCAUUGAGCGGGUGGAGCGGGCGGAUGCCGGGCAGUACCGCUGCACUGCCACCAAUGCUGUGGGCACCGUCCAGUCCCACGUUAUCCUCCACGUGCAAGCCGCCCCCCAAAUCGCUGGACAGCCAGAGGUGAAGGAAGUCUCUGUGGGGUCGACUGCCAUAUUGCCUUGCUUGGCAUCUGGCUUCCCGGUGCCAGAGAUCACCUGGAGCAAGCUGGAGGGGGAGCUGCCGGCGGGUGCCCAGGUGGAGGGGAAUGUUCUGACGCUGCCGGCUGUGCACCAUGAGGAUGCUGGCGUCUACGCCUGCGCCGCCACCAACCACCGCGGCCAGGAGACGGCCUACUACGUCCUCAGGGUGCGAGACCGCCUGGUCCCUUAUUUUGGGCAGACGCCCCACUCCUUCCUCCCCCUGCCUACCAUCAAGGAUGCCUACAAGAGGUUUGAGAUCCUUAUCACCUUCCGACCUGAUGCUGCUGACGGGCUCCUUCUCUACAACGGGCAGCGAAAAAACAGCGGCGCUGACUUCAUCUCCUUCGGUUUGGUGGGUGGGCGCCCCGAAUUUAGAUUUGACGCCGGUUCAGGCAUGGCCACUAUCCGGCACCCGACAUCGCUGCAUUUGGGCGAGUACCACAGCGUCCGCCUGCUCCGCAACCUCACCUGGGGGUCGCUGGCUCUGGAUGGACACCCCCCAGUCAAUGGAACCUCCCAGGGGAAGUUUCAGGGGCUGGACCUGAACGAGGAGCUGUACCUGGGGGGUUACCCCGAUUUCGAUGCCGUGGCCAAGACAGGGCUGAGCCGUGGAUUCAUGGGCUGUGUGCGCCAGCUCCGCAUCCAAGGGGAAGAGGUGGCUUUUGGGGACAUGGACCUGCAGGCGCACGGUGUCACCAAUUGUCCCACCUGCCAGGACCGGCCAUGCCAGAACGGCGGCGUCUGCCAGGAUGCCGAGAGUGGCACCUACGUUUUCACCGGCAGCAACUGCGAGUACCCACGUGCUCUACAUUGUCACCCAGAGGCGUGCGGGGCUGAUGCCACCUGCAUCAACCGGGCAGAUGGGCAAGGCUACACCUGCCGCUGCCACCUGGGCAAGACCGGGGAGCGCUGCACUGAGGGCGAGGCGGUGACCGUGCCGUCCUUCAAUGAGGAGGGUGCCUUUGUGUCCUACCCGCCCCUCACCAACGUCCACCACGAGCUGCGGCUGGAGGCUGAGUUCCUGCCCCUGGCCCCCAAUGGUCUCCUGCUCUUCAGCGCUGGCAAAGCCGCCCCCGUUGAGGACUUCGUUGCCUUGGCCAUGAUCGGUGGCCACCUCGAGUUCAGCUAUGAGCUGGGCUCAGGCACUGCAGUGCUGCGCAGUGUUGAGCCAGUGGCGCUGGGCCGGUGGCACCGGGUGACAGCCGAGCGGGUGCACAAGGACGGGACAAUGGUGGUGGAUGCGGCCCCCCCAGUCAAACGCUCCUCACCCGGCAAGAGCCAAGGCCUCAACCUGCGUGGGCCCUUCUACCUGGGGGGCACCGAACCCCCCCUGCGUCCCCCCACCAAUGCCUCCUUCCGGGGCUGCAUCGCAGAGGUGGCUGUCAACGGGAAAAAGGUGGAUUUGAGGGAGAGCUUCCUGCGGGCGUGGGGCGUGGGGCAGUGCGGGCCCCCAUCGGCCUGUGCACCCACCACCUGCCUGGAUGGGGGGCACUGCCUGAGCUCCCCCUGGCACUGCCGCUGCCCCCCUGGCUAUGGCGGGCUGCGCUGUGAGCGAGAGGAGGACGACGGUGAUGAUGGCUGCCGACGCCACAACCCCUGCCUGCACGGGGGCACCGCAAAGGGGGGCCCUUGCAAGGGGGGCCCCUGCCUCUGCCCACAGGGCUACACCGGGGCCCGCUGCCAGCACAGUGUGGCGCUGACAGAGCUGGAGCAGGACUGGCAGGAUGGCAGCGGGGGCGGUGAUGCCCCCGGACAGUUCAGUGCCGCGUUUCGGGAUGGUUCCUACCUGGCCCUGCCCGGGUACCUCUUUCCCCGUGG